CAGCCAGUCAGCCAGCGAGUGAGUAGUGAGUUAGCCAGUAAAGCAGCGGUAGUAGAAGCCUGAGAAUUGGAAUGGUUUUUCUGCCGGCCACCAGCAACAGCAGAUAGCACGCUCUACUACAGGAGAUAUAGGUGUGGACUGUCCUAGCCCAUCUCACACUCACUCGGACUGCAUGCAGCACAACACAGGAUAUAACCUCGCAUGACAGUGUGGGACUGCCUCUCCAGUACAUAGCUGUGUAAGCUAGGAUAGCCCAGUACAUAGCUGUGCAAGCUAGGAUAGCGUGUUGGCAGCGGUGAGACGGUGUUUUGUCGUGUGUGAGAGAGUAUAUCGUGUAUAGUGUACACCAGUACAGGUGGUGGAAGAUCGCAGCAGACGGGUUAGCACGCCAGCGUACCAUUGUGUCAGAGUGAGUGUGUGUGUGUGGAUUAUACAAGCAAGGUUUCAUUGAUUCACUCACCGCUCUAAAAAGGAUCGAGGGUGGCUAACAUUUCGUUGGGUUGUUGGGUGUUUGUUUUUUCUUGUGGCGUUACACACAGCUGAGCAAAGCAUACGAGGAAACGAAUGAACAUACGGGUGCGGAAUUACAACUCGGUAGUUGUUGGGAUAGAGAAAGAGACUCCAGCGUGGGUUGUGUGUUGGAUGUACACAGGUGCUGCAAAUCGCCUAGCUCAAUGAACAGUUCAAGAUGAUAGUCCGGUUACCAUCUAUUUGUUUCCUCCUAGCCCUCACGGCUAGGUGGGUUUUUGCUCAAAGUGCUCCACCAGAAGAAAACCGACCGCCUAGCAUAAUAAAAAAUCCACCCAGACGGUUGUAUUACAUAAAGAAGGAACAAAUAGAUUUAGGAUGUAUAGCAACAGCUGAUACAAAACCCCAGUAUAUAUGGUUAAAAGAUGGAAAAGAAUUAAACCUGACUCUACCAGAGAAUGUAAAUCGUAUGACAUUAAAAUCGGGUGUUGGAAGUUUAGUGAUAAACCCGUCGACGGAGACCGAUGCUGGGGUGUAUCAGUGUAAGGCUGUGAACAAUUACGGCACGUCUCUCUCGGUGAGGAGUAACGUACUGCAGGCCAUCAUGAUCCCGUUCAAAACGGUCGUGGAGCCCGAGAAGAAGAAGCCACUGCUAGGAUACUCGUUAAAGCUGGUGUGCGAACCGCCCGAGAGUUACCCGCCCGCCAAGUUGAGCUGGGUGCUGAAUGCAAUGAAGUCGGACGAUGAUGUGGAUGAGGACGAUUCCGAUGACGGAUUCAACUCGGUCACUCUCAAUGACCGCAUCACCAUGGACUAUAAAGGAAAUUUAUACUUCACAAACGUGAAGCCAGAGGACGCCCAAAAUGGACAGAAAUAUGUCUGCAUGGCCUACAAUGAUAAAGUGCGCAGUUAUAACCAAGGCGAGGACAAACUGGUUGAACCUAUUGGAAAUGCUCCUGCAAAUAUGCCAGUGGAAAUAAUGUGGCAUUCAGAGAAAAUCAUUUUAACUCUUUUAGCAAAAACAGUGAGACUCAAGUGUAUCUUCUCUGGAAGUCCCCAGCCUUCCAUUGAGUGGCGGCGUGUUGACAACAAACCUCUGGAUGCAUCUCGCAUGGAGCAGAGCAGCGAUGGUUUUGAGCUGGAGAUCAAGAACAUCCAGUACGAUGACAAGGGACAAUAUGAGUGCCAGGGCUUGAACCCACAGACGCCGAUACCGCGGACGGUCACGUUCACAUUAUCUGUGGAGUCCCGUCCUUAUUGGAUAAAAGAGCCAAAAGAUCAAGAAGUGGGUGUUGAAGAGGGUGCAGUAUUUUCCUGUAAAGCAGACGGCAUUCCCAAACCAACAAUUCAGUGGUUUAUUAAUGGAGAACCAUAUGAAUCUGCUAAAUCAAAUAAAAAUCGAGAACUGAAGAACAAAGUGCUGUACUUCACCAAUCUCCAGAAAGCCGACAGUCUGGUUAUUCAGUGUAAUGCAUCCAACAAACAUGGCUACCUGUGGGCUGAUGUUUAUCUUCAUGUCUUAGCUAUUCCGGCAAAGGUGAUCAAAAAGCCAUCAGCUGAACAGAAGGUUGCCUCGGAGCAGGCUGUGACGUUGAAGUGUGAGUCUGUGGGGAAACCAACACCCGAAGUGCGGUGGUUCAAGGGUGCCCAGCAGUUGAGUGACGGUGGUCGGCACAAGAUCCAGCCCAAUGGAGACCUCCUUAUCAAGAAUGUAAACAUCAAGGACAGUGGUAAUUACAGGUGCUAUGUGAAGAACAAGUUUGGACGAGAUUCGGCGAAUGGAACGUUGAUGGUUCGACGUAAAACACGUAUUGACUCCCCGCCAAUAGACCAAGAAGUGAUCCAUGGCAACGAAGUAACGUUUACGUGCGGGGCCUCCACCGACCCCAACGAGUCCCACAAUCUCCAUUACGCCUGGACCAAGAACGGUCAGCCGCUGGCCACUAGUGACCCCCGGAUACAGCAGAAUGAAGGAGAUUUGGUGAUAAACGAUGUGAAAAGCAGCGACACGGCUAACUAUACGUGCGUGGCAUCCAACAACCUAGACAACGCUACCUCUUCUGCAGUACUCAGAAUAAAAGCACCUCCGGAUGCUCCAGCCGACGUUAAAAUUCAAGAGUGCUUUGCGAAGGCUGCCACAGUAAUCUGGGAAUUCUCCGAAAGUCUGCAGAACUUCUCACCUCUCCAGAACUUCAUUGUUGAAUACAACACAACGUAUAAACCUAACAAGUGGAUCAUUGUGAGCAGGCCACGGAAGAAUGCAAGACGAGCGAAGAUAAAGCUGUCGCCUUUUGCAUUGUACACGUUUCGAGUGAAGGCUGUGAACAAGAUUGGCAUCGGUAAAGCCAGUAAUAUCACCAGCCCGGUUUGUAGAACACCGCAGUCCAGACCCGACCGAAAUCCAAGGAAAGUGGGAUCCAUUGGAGACCGCACCAAAUACCUCAUUGUGGAGUGGGAGCCUAUGUCAAAAAUUGACCACAAUGGUGAAGACUUCAAGUAUGAGAUCAUUGUGCAAGAGCUGGGUUCCAAUGGGAAUGGUGUGCUGCGCUACAUUGAGGACGACUAUACGGUGGGAAGGAAGGAGAUUCCAGUGAACACCAUCUACAAACCGUACAGGAUCACCGUCAAGGCAAAGAACAGAAUAGGUGAACCUUUGAAGAAACCAAAGGCUGUCAUCGGCUAUUCAGGAGAAGCAGCACCAAUAGUAGUGCCUGAAAACUUUGAAUUGGACCCGGAUUACAAUGUGACGGCAACCAGUGCUCACUUCCGUUGGGACCCAGUCGACACCUCAGAGGAGAAAAUUCGAGGAAAAUUUUCAGGCUACAAGGUUCGAUUCUGGAAGGCUGAUCAAGAGGAGACAACUCGACACGAGAUUUUGAUUCCUCAUGAAGAACCCGUAUCCGGUUCCCGCCGGCGCAGAGCGGCUGAUGGCAAGAUCAGGGCAGCUGUUCAGAACCUGCCGUCGUUUUCUGAAAUAAUCGCCGACGUUGUAGUUGUGAAUACGUACUUCAGCUCCAACUCCAGUAACCAAGUGAACUUUACCACACCAGAAGGAGUUCCGUCGAUGGUGAGUUAUUUCUUGGCUCUUCACCGUGGAUCAACUCACCUUCUCCUGGAGUGGGGUCCCCCCACAGAACCUAAUGGAGUCGUAACCGGAUAUGAAGUUGGAUACCAGAAAAUUGAAGGUUUUCGUCUCGGGGAUAGUGAAAUAGCUGAGCAAAUAGAUGAUCCUAAAACGAGACGGAUAUUUCUUGGUGGACUUGAGGAAGAUAGUACGUACCGAGUCUUCGUCUAUGGCCUGACAAAACAAGGCAACGGCGAACCGUACUACAUUGAUGUUAGGACGGCCGAUAUUAAUGAAGAACUGGCACGACCCGAGAUCCUGGAUGUAAUGGCUGCAUCCGAUUCAGUUAAUGUUUCCUGGAGGUUGCCCGACAGAAAAGAGCAGAGAGUGGGAGACUUCUAUUAUCUUCAGUAUAGAAAAAUGGGAGACAGCCAGUACAAACGAGUAAUUGAGGAUGAACAUCUCAACUUCUGGCAGAUGAUUGACGGUUUGGAAGGCGGGACUCAGUACGAGGUGCGUGUUGUCACGGUAUCGGGGAGUACCCAGGAGUCGAGUGAGAAGAGGACGUUUGUAACGGGAGGAGUUGCUGCCAAGCGUAGUAGUGUGUUGUCUGCGGGAUGGUUUAUAGGAAUGAUGGUUGCCAUAGCAAUUCUUCUCCUCAUUCUCAUCAUCGUCUGCAUCAUCAAACGUAACCGUGGUGAUAAAUAUCAUGUUCAAGAAAAAGAGCGAUUAAGGGGAUGCAAUCCAGAAGAAGGAACCGAUCAUUUCAAUGAGUAUGGCAAGAGUGACAACAAUGGAAUUGGUCAGAGUGGUUCGUUUGACAAUAAUCCUGAGAAAAUGCCGCUGGGUCCUUAUGAUGCAGACAGCCUUGAGGAGUACGGUGAUGUCGAUCCAAGUCGCUUUAAUGAAGAUGGCUCUUUCAUUGGUCAAUAUGGAGACCAGAAGGUGGAGCCUAUCGACACGCCCAACCCAUCUGGUCUGUCAGCAUUAUAGAUCCGCCCCCUGGAUGGAAAUUAUUCGCAGAUUUCAUUGUUUAAUUUACUUUGGCAAAAUGUUUUUGUUUUUAUCCUGAAAGUGUUGUUAAUGGAUAUGUCAUGUUGACUAAGAUACAAGGAGGAUAUAUAAUUUUAAAAAAACAAUAUUUACAAGACUAUUUAUGUGACAUCAUGACAUUCCAUAUAUGGUAAUGCUCUGCAUAAAAAGAAAAAAGGAGGAAGAUGAUUGGAUGACUUGCAUAAGAGGAUGAACAUAAUCAGAUGCCUCUUAAAGGAGGAAGGUUUUGAUUGGAUACAAUACACCGGAGCAGGAAAAUGAUUGGAUGUUCUGCAUCAAAAUGAGUACUGAAAGCAGACGUGUACAGACAAAAAGAUUUCUGCUGUGCAAUAUUUUGUGCUAUUACUAAGGUUCUGCAGUGCUGGGUUCAUGGCACAGUCUUCCCAAUUAUGGAAGUUGGAAUAACAAGGAGUUCCAUUUACAGUGGUUUAUUACGAUUCGCCUUAUGGUUGGUUCAUUGUAGGAGACCCACAUUUUUAAUAAUCAUUUUUGCAAUUUAUGAUAUAUUAUUGAAGUUUAUUUUUACUAAUUUUCAUCCAAAAUGUGAGAAAUUAUAUUUUAUUCUUAAAUUUGCCAUGUGAUGCAAGUUAGUUCUUUUGAUCAGUACAAUGCUAGUGAUGUAGUGUUAGACACAUCGUAUUGUUGGUUGUGAACAUUAUGCUUCUGUGUACUGUAGUUGUAAUCUAUAGUAUUAAUGUAUGCCAGUGCUAUGGUAAGCGGUUUUGUGGUUGUGCUUGAACACAGAAGUGAUUGGAUAUGUAAAUAUACAUAAAAAUGGUAUAUUUGGAUACAGAGAUUGGUUGACAGUUUGUCAGUAUAGCAUGUGCAUACCCUUAACUAAUGGCUGAAGUCUAAUACAGAAAUGAAUGUCAAUAUAUUCAGUUAAAAAAAUAAAGUCUUCAUUUGUAUGCUACUCGACAUUUGAUAAGGGAUCAUGAAAGAAAUUUUAUUCAUAAAAAAUAGUUUUUAUUGCGUAAGUAAUUUAUACAUUAUUUGGCCUCUUGGAGUUGUCUUUGGUCAGAAUCCAAACUAUGUGCUUGAUUGGACACUUUUUAUAAGACCAAGAUAUAUGUACGGUUCUGUCCUGCCUUAUAUCAAAGAUGAUAUUUAAAAUAAAAGAUAAAUUGAAUCAGCAUUUGGAUUAAUUACAAGGGCUCUAGAAAUCAUUACUACUAUUUCUAAAACUACCAUUUUGAUGGGACACGGUAACACAUUCAUUUUUUAUGCGUGCUAUCUUUACGGGUGUUACAGGAAUACAUUAAAUUGCCUGUUGAAAUUCAAUAUUAAGGCAUCCGCUAUUUACAAUUUUUACACUGAUCAACAUGACAGGAAAUGAUUUAAUAUUAUUACUAAACAAGAGAGAGUUAAUGAGUGAACAUAAUUGCUAGAUUGAGUAAUGGAUUAAAUUCAUAUCCCUAUUAAAGGUCGGGCAGUAUUCAUGCUUCAAAACAGGUUUGUAUAAACCAUGAUUGUUUUAAACACCUCACGGUUACAUAGCAUGUGUUUAGUAACAAUUAUGACUUGUUAUAAACACAUUUGCAGUUACAUAACGUGUUUGUUAACAAUUAUGACUUGUUAUCUACUAAGUACUAAGCCAACCUUUGAAAACCCCCCCAAAACCCAUUGUGGUUUGCUGCAGUACAAUUGAUUUGAUGAACUCCACUGUAAUAUAUGACCAUCUUCUUGUAAUAGGAUUUUGGCUACCAUACAUCGGUUCUCAUAUAUAUUGUGUGCAGUUACUAAAUACUAGAUAAUGUUUUCAGAUAAAUAAAAAACCCAAUUCACCGACACACUGCUAUGACGUAUCAGAUGGCAGGUAACCAGGAAUGUUUCAACGCUUCCCAAAACGACACAGAAGCAGUUUUAAAACAUGGUCAGACCAUGCGUAAUGUACAGCGAGUAGAAAUGCACACUGUGAAUCUGUAAACUUUGUAUAUCGUAGUCUACUGUGUCACGUAGUAGUGUUUUAAUAAUAGAAGUCACGUACGGCAUACAUGUAUGUGUUUAGAAGCAAGUUACUGUUACAAGCUUUUUAACAAAGAUUUCAUUAUAUAAAUGAUUCGGAUUUGUUUUUAAAUACUUUGUAUUCAUGUAAUAUCUAGUACAUGUUUUAACAAAUGUAAGCUAAUUGACUUUAUGAGAAUCUGUUCACAGCUUGAAAAUGUGUGUGUGUGUGUGUGUAUAUUGUAUAGAGUAUCGUCAUCCAUCAUUGAAGUUGGUUAUCAACUGUUACGUUUACACAAGCACAUCAUUAUAGUUUGUCACCUCAUGUUUCUGUUUAUUUUUGGUAGUAAUUACAACAGGAGAAGAAGCUGUUAAAGGUAUUGUUUAUUAUAAAUAUAUCAUUAUAAAUUUAAUCUUAAAAUAUUGUAUCGUUUAUAAUGACAACAUUAUACUGAGGAUUACCAUUUCACUGUUUUACAUGACUAAGAUGUUAAUGCUUAUAUGACGAGUUUAAUUGCUGGAGUGCUGAUCACUGUAAUUGUGACUGAAAGGCAGAAAACAUAUAUAGUUAUACUUGUCGGAGUUUUUAGUCGAAGUAUAAACAUUGUAAUGAUGGCCAUUGUAACACUGGUUGACCUUUUACUGAACUUGUAAUAGUUGAUAAAAUAUAUUAGGUAUAUGACAUAAUGACAUACAUGUAUGUAACACUAGCAGUCCAUUUUUCCAUUAUAGUUUUAGUACAGAUUCAACUUAAAGGUAUAUUAGCUUAUCAGCUAACAGUUUUUACAAUAUUGCUUUAAACCUGAGUGGAAAUAUAAGACCACUUAUAGAAAGUUUUUUUUAACUCACAGUAUGUUAGGUUUAAUUUUGUAUUUUGGCUUGUUUGUGUUUUGGGUGGGGUUUUUUAUCAUCGUACAGCCCAUUUCAAACCCAAGUGCAAUAAGUAUAAAUGUUUUCACUGCCAUGUUGCAUAAUAUUGGAAUCAUGGAACAUCCAAUCAUAAUUGACAUUUCACGAUUCACGUUUUCCCAUAGGGUAAACCAAUCAUAAUCAAGAUAACUUCUGUUCAUGUUUUCCUUACACUAACCAAUCACAGUCUACAUUACAUUGGUUCAUAAUUUCAGUUGGGCAACAAAUCCCAAUCAAGACCACACCAGUUUAUAAUUUCAGUUGGGCAAUAAAUCCCAAUCAAGACCACUCCAGUUCAUAUUUUCAGUUGAAAAAUUAGUGGUAAUCUUCAUUAUUUCAGUGCAUAAUUUCAGUAGAGUAACCAAAUUUUAAUGUAUAUCACUACAGAUGAUAUUUUCAGUAGAACACCUACUGUCAUAGUCCGAGCUGGUUUAAGGAUCCGUAGGGUCUGUAGCACAAAUAACAGCGGGGCCUCCUUCCCAGGAUGUAUAUUUAUAACCCCCUCUGGGAGAGGGGAAAAAACGACCUGGGGAAAAUAAACGUACACAUUACCGUGGGGCCCCCUGAAGCAUGGGGGGGGGGGGUUGGGGGGCAUAUCACAUGCUACAUGUUCUAGGAUAAACUGGCUCUGGUCAUAAUACAAUGUAUAUAUGCCACUGAUACUCAGACUAAAUAUUUAAUACUUACAUUUUACAUGGAGAGCUUAGAAUCUAGCUUUUCUUGCAGUUUAAAUUUUUGUUUACAUUUUUUCUUUUCUUUUUUAUUAUGUUGAAAACUUAUUUUGCUUGAAGCCUAAUUAAUUAAUUAGUUUUGUUUAAUGUACUUUCGCCUCAACUGAAACGAAAUAUACAAAGGUCAUUAAUAUUGGCAUGUUUUUAAAUGUGUCCAAUUUACAAAUUAUAAAAGUAAUAGAGUUCACCCAUUUGAUAGUUGAUAAAAGCUAAUGAUUAUAAUAUAGGGCCUUUGUAUAUUUUUUAUUUUGGAGAAAUCAUUUUAAUUUAUUGUUAGAAUACCCCCAUUUUAUUCCAUUAACUACCUCUUUUAUUUCAGCUCUUGUUGAAUGUUUGCCUGUUGAGUAAUUUAAUUUUUUUUAAAUUCAUGAAUGAGUUGGAUAGAUGUGCCAAAUACCUGCAUUCCUUAGUUUGGAGGUACACUUCCAGUAUUGUAGUGUUUAGUUCAAAGGGCAAACAACCCAUUGUUUUAACACUUUCACCUCGACGUCUUUUUCACAUGAUGGCAAUUAAUUUUGAAAGGAUCUUGUCAUUAACUCGCAAAAUUAAAAUUGUUCAUUUCUCUAUGUGGUGUUUUCUAAAGAAUUAUUUGGUGACAUUUUUAGUGUGUGUGUUGUGUGUGCAUGUGUAAAAACAUGUGUACACUUAGAGUGUGCAUGUGCAUCAAGGAUUUGAACCCCUUCAAAAACAUCCACAUGUAUUGUCUUGGACAAACACUUUUUCACAGAUUUUUUGUAAAAUGAUAUUAACUGUAAAUAUCUGAAAUGGCCAUCUGAUUCCAUUUUACCAUACUAGACAAACCUAAGACGAAAAGAGGGUGAAAGUGUUAAAAGUAUUUUAUUAAUCUUUGCAGUUAGUACAUUGUAUGAUUUGUUCUGUUUAAGUUCUUAGGCAACAUUUUUAUUUAAAAGAAUUUAAUAUAAUCUUAUUUAAUGUUGUUUCAUUUGUGUUGUUACAUUGUGUUGCCAUACGUUUUGUAUCGGUUAUUAUUUCCAUCUGUACAUGCCUUUUGUUAUAUUAUGUUAGUGUUUAUAGCUUCCACUGUUCUGUAAAGUCCUCCACUGGUAGCUGUAGGUGGCGUUAGUGACAACAAGUGAAAGACAAACACCCAUUCACAAUUAUCAACAUUUCAUAAAUCUAAAACUAUGGGGAAGGGAGUUUAAAAAAAAUAAAAUUAAAAUACAUUUAGCAAAAUUGUAAUGUUUUAUGUAUGCUUUAAGAGAGAGGGAGGAGUGUAGUAAAAACAUUUUUUAUCUUUUUAAAAUGUUGAUAAUUAUGAAUAGUCCAUAUCCUGUAUAUAUAUAUGUAUGUAUGUACAUGUAACAAAUAAUCAUCAUCAUAGUGUGUUUGAUUUUUGCUGGAAAAGAGAUCUGAUUUGUUUUAAGUUCUGACAUUUAUUCACUGAUUACACUCAAUCUUUUGUCUUCUCCAAUAGAGAUUUCUGUUUUAUUUUAAUCUGAGGGAAAUUAUUUGCAAGCUGCUUUAUGUAUAUGUAGUGAACAUACCAUAACAAUCGAGAAUGAUUUUAAAUCUGUUUACAGUAUAUGGCUGGUAACAAAUACAUGUAUUGAAAAAUAAUGGUCUUAUUUGAAAUCUGUCAUGGCCAAGUAUUUUGCUUGUUAUUAUAAAUUGUUUUUAAAUUUAAAGGGAUAUGUUAUACAGUAAUCUCUAACAGAUUGAUUUAUUGAGUAUUUUCGAAAUAAAUUAAGGAGAUGAUAAAAGGUAGAGAUUUUGUUCAGAGAAAUAUGUUGAUCUGAACCCAACUCCUUUUUGCCCAUCAGUGCUAUAUUUAUAUCACAUUUAAUCAACUGUAUGUCAUUGUGGUAGUGUGGUCAUGACCAAGAUCUGGAUGUCGAACAAAAGACAUGAAGUAUUGUCAUUUCCUUUUGUAAUUCGUUCAUUAAUGAAUCUCGUGUCUUUUCGCAUUUAUUCAUCAUUUAUCCACAUUUAGAGAGGAUUUUCUCUUAUAUUAGUACAAUCAUAUUUAUUUUAUACUGUUUCUGUUUUAUACUUUGAUAUUAUGUUCUUAGUUUCUAUGAAUUAUGUAGAAUAAAGAAAUGGGCAGUAGACUCAGUCUUUUGAAGACAUUUCUGUGUACAGAAAAAGGACGACUUGAGUGGUUUAGCACCGAUUCAUGACAAAACAUUUGCAUAAUUAUUCACCAUACAGCAAAUGCCAUGUAUUUUUAAGUGUAUUUGUAAUCUACAUUUCACUCCCUAAUAAUGUUUAAUGGGAUAUAUAGAAAAAGAAUUUAAAUUAAAACAAACAAAAAUGUUAUGUGAUUUAUACAAUUCAAUGUUACAUUUUCAAUAUAAUAAUAUUCAUGGUGAAGAUAAUUUUACAUCAUAGUGAGUACCAUAUUUUCUAAGUGACCAUAACUACAUAAAAUCAUGUGGAAUAUAAAAGAGUUACCCUCGUUAUGUAGUUGUUUUGCAUAACUAAAACAUUCCUUUUAUCUGUGUGUGUUAGUUUAGUUUACUUGUUUCAUUAGAUUUUAUAAGACAAACCUAUUCCUUGACAAGAAGUCCAAGGGAUGGUCUUAAUUUUCAUUAAUUGUCUACAAAUAGUAGUGCACUAGUACAACUCUAGCAUGUCAAGUGUAUUACUGACCAUGAUGUUAACAUAAUUACAGUUGAUGGAAGUCUUGUUAUAGAUAGUGACCGUUCUUAGACUGACGACCAGUUCACAAUGUUAACUCUUUACAAAGAUUGCCUUUUGAGUUAAGGAUAAAAUCUUCUGUGCUAGAGGAUAUCAUGAGUUACGGAUAAAAUCUUCUGUGCUAGGAGAUAUAAUGAGUUACGGAUAAAAUCUUCUGUGCUAGGAGAUAUAAUGAGUUAAGGAUAAAAUCUUCUGUGCUAGGAGAUAUAAUGAGUUACGGAUAAAAUCUUCUGUGCUAGGAGAUAUAAUGAGUUAAGGAUAAAAUCUUUUGUGCUAGGAGAUAUAAUGAGUUACGGAUAAAAUCUUUUGUGCUAGAUCUAACAAAAGUGUUUGUAAUUAUAAAAUGUGUUGACACAUCCAACUAAUUGAAGUUUCCACAGGAAAGUGUUUACUGCCAAACGGAUGAUGACUUGAUUCUCCUUUCAUUUAUUGUCCUGGAGCCUAAUUCUAAUUCACAAAGGUCUCUUAGGCUCUGUUAGAUAACAUAGCAUCUUCUUUGCAAGUCUUUUAGCAUUGCACUGUUUAGAUUGCAAAGUUCUGAGAGUUUAGUGAAUUAGGCCCCUGGUCGUAUGUAAUGUAAAGAAUCUUGAAAUGUUUGUUUAAAAUUAUUUUUCAUGUUUCCUCAGUCAUGUUAUGACAAAGAGUCUUAGAUAACUUGGUUAAGUUCAAAGCAUAUUAACAGAUAUGUUAGCAAUUAAAAUUCAAAGAUAAUUUUGUGGAACUGGCCCCUGGAGUUUACUUGCCUCCAUUUAAACUGUUUAUGUAUAACUGACUUGUUUUUAUUACCAACUUGUGUUUGUCAACUUGCCACCAGAUGAAUGGGUUUGUUUUGAUGAGGUUUAUUACACACUAUAUGUUGAAGGAUGGGGUGGGCUGUUUUUUUUUUUUGUUUUUUUAAUUGGAUUACACACCAAGUGGGUGUUUGUAUACAUAUAUAGGUAUAAUUCGGAUAAGAAAAUGUAUGAUUUCAUUUUGGUAAAAUGAGUUUUUACUGGAAAUUUUAUUAUGUGUUGUUAAAGUGAUCAAUAACAUUUAGGAACAGGAGAUUAAAAAUACAUCAUGAUGCAAAACGUAGUGUUUUACCGGUAUGUCAUGGUAAUUCUGUUGAAUGAAUAUAACCCAUGUCCCCCAGAUUGUUGCCUGAGAGGUAGGUUGAUCAUUUAUGAACAUUCUUUUUUUGAGGCUUUCAGGUGGACAGAGGAAAUUCACAAUAAAACCUUAAUGAAUUUAUACAUUGUGCUUUAUACAAGUGGAUCACACAAUACAAUGAAAAUUGGUUUUCCAUAGAUUGUAUUAGAACAUAAAAUCUUGAUCAUCUUUCAAGCGUUUUUGGGGGAAAUAAAGGACCAUUUCUAAGUUCACCCAAUAGAUCAUACUGGGGUGGGGUGGGGUGGUUGGAAGGCAUUUAGUUAAUGCCAAUGUUUCUUCGUUGAAAUGUUUUCAAACAAAUCAUUCAUCACUGAUCAACCCAUGUUUCAACUUUCAUGCCAUUUGCCAUUUUAUCAACUUUCUCUUGGUCACAAUAUUGCCCGUGUUUCAGGGAAUAAACUAAGGCACUGAAAUGCCUUCAUUUAUUUAUCUGUUUGAUUUUGUAAGUUCACUUUAAAAAAAGAAAAGAAAAAAAGAAUGAAUAUAAAUUAGUAAAUUAAACUAUUCAGUGUUUUAUGCAGGUUGUAAAAUUCAGGUUAACAAAUUUAUGUUGGGGAAUACGGAUUCACUUUUUUGUUGUUGAAAGAUUGGCAAAAGGUAGUUUAUUAUAGCAGUUCCUUUGUUACAAUAAUAUCUUUACAUUAAUAUCUGUUAAAGUAUAAAUACAUACUAACGAGGCUUGCUGUUGGUUUUUAUUGGGGAGGGGGUGGUUCCUGUUUUUCAUGCUGGGGUAUUAUUAACCAUUUAUCCAUUAAUUUAUUCUUGGACACAGUUUUUUUUUAAUAAAUAUUUUGCUGUGAGAUUUCAUUGGCAACAUUUAAAUAAUUCAGUCAAUGUCCAGGGGCCUAAUUCACAAAGAUCUCUUAGGCUCCGCUAGACAACAAAGCAUCCUCUUUGCAAGUCUUUUAACAUUGCACUCGAAGAUCGCAAAGUUGCGAGAGUUUAGUGAAUUAGGCUCCAGUUAUGUGUUGGACCUGAAGAGCAAGCAAACAGUGCCUUUACAGCUGUCCAGUUUUUGUGGAAAUUAUUCCAGUAUUGUGACCAAAAGAGCAGCACCAUGUAAAGACGAUGUAUAUAAUUGAUGUAUUGAUGUUAUAUAUAUAUAAUCUGCUGAUACCUACUUGUGCGUUAUACAUGCUUGGUGUAAUCAUUUCAUUAAUUACUAGACUUACUUGUUUUAACUGUCCAUGGCCACCGCAGCAUAAUACUACUAUACAUCAAGAAAUGUUGCCAUUUUUAUUGGUUUUAAUUUUGAUUAGACUUUUUUUUAAACUUUAAAAUAAAAACAAAUUCAGUAAUUUGUUUUAUCAUUAUUAUGUUUUAUCAUUGUCAUGUUUUAUUGCUUUAAAAGUGAAAAAGAAGAAGAAAAGAUUAUUUAUAAACUGUCCAAUUUAUUAGGAACAGUCCAUUUAUCAUUAUUCGUAACAUAUUCUGUAGGGAAAAGACUUUGCUGGUGAUUGCUUACCUGGACUGCAUUGAAUAGAGAAAUUUACAUACAAGUUCUAAAUCAAUCAGUAGAAAAAAGCCUUUUGCAUAUUGUUAAAAAAGUUAGAUAAAUGUUCGGUUGACUACCAAAAAAAGUUCUUUAAUAUAUAUCAUUUUACACUGGUUUAGAUUUGGAAUCGGUACCGUUGAUGUUCACCAACCUAUUUUACAUUCAUUAUUCCAGCAAUAGGUCUAAUGGUGUGUGCUUAUGUUUUAAGACUUGGAAUCAGUACCUUUAAUGUUUACUAACCUAUUUUAUAUUGAUUGUUCCAGCAAUGUGUCUAAUAGUGUGCUGGUAUGCACUCUGGUCUAGUGACUUUCUUGAUGUUUAGUAGCUAUGUUGUACUGGCUGCUGUUGUAAUGUUUAGUAAAUCUGGUAUUGCGAAGGUUAUCGCUGUGCCAGUGUGUCACCCGUUUUCAUAAAUUCUUUGCUAAUAACGUUGGUUUGUGCUAACCUUUUCACAUAAAUCAAAAUAAAAUUAAACUGUGCUUUGAAA
Gigantopelta aegis is the source of this 13958-nucleotide messenger RNA. RefSeq names its product neuroglian-like. The coding region runs from base 689 to 4525 and encodes 1278 amino acids. NCBI's taxonomy places the organism in Eukaryota, Metazoa, Mollusca, Gastropoda, Neomphalida, Peltospiridae. The transcript has 23 exons. Gene Ontology annotation, molecular function: protein binding. Gene Ontology annotation, biological process: cell-cell adhesion. The record is from RefSeq and is a predicted model, not a curated record.